UUGCUGCUGGGUCACGGCCAACAAUGGGACGCAUGGUUGCUUCUUGGAGGGCUCCCGUGUCCCGACAAUGAGAGACUCGCCCAACUCGCCCCCGUCCUCCAUUUCUCGCUGAGCUCGCUGCAAUAAAUACAGUCGAACCCCGUUUGUCGCUCCGCUUCCCUUUCUCGCAAGCAGCAACCCGCAAGCUAGUAGCCCGACCUUGCUCGACUACUACACACUACAGCACUCCUCCGCGACCCCACAGCCCAUCAUCCACUGCCUCCACAGCCCACCCACCAGCCCAUCCCUAGCCAUGGCUUUCAACGACCGCUACGACAGCAGCGCCAUCGACAGCGAUUCCGAUUGGGAAUCCGAUGGCCACGACGAGAUGGUCCGCAGCUUCCAGCGCGUCCCCUACACCAAGCCCCCAGCUAGGGCCUCCCUCAUCUCCAUCGAGAUGGCCGGCGGCAUGAUCCCGGGAAACCCAGGCACGCUGCCGACGAAUCCAGGCCCGCCGCCGUCGAAUCCAGGCCCGCUGCCCACGAAUUCGGGCACCCUGCCGACCAAUGCCUCGGGUCCCGGCCGCCAUACCCUGCGAAGGACUGGCAAGGCCACGGCCAAGUCUCUGGCGAUCUCGGAGAGCGAGCUGUCCAGCUACUUGUCCAACCUGUCCAUGUCGGGCUCGGGCUCGGGCUCGGGCUCGGGCUCUCAGGCGAACAGCAACAGCUCCCUCGGGGCGUCCACCACGACCGCCGCGACCUCGCAGUCGAACAGCAACCCCGACGAAGGCUGCUUGAUGAUGGCGAACCGGCGUCCACGCAAAGAGCCGGCGGCCGAGUCCGAGUCCACCACGAAGUUCCUCACGCAGCCUGCGAAUACCCCGGUGAUCAAGAUUAACUCUCCGAAAGUCAUUCGACAGGAGAUGGUCAAGAGGGAACUAUCAGAAUCCUUACGCCUGAGCAUGAUCUGGGAGCGGUCUCAUAAGAACGCCACCGCAAACGCCGUCCUCAAGCGUCGACACACAGCGCCCAACGUGCGCCAUCUGCGACGACAGCGCAAGUUUUCCCGUCCGAGUGCCAACAUGAGUUGCCAGGAGCUCCAGAUCAUUCGAAACGGAUACAACGACAAGGGCUGGUGAAGUGCCC
Molecule: messenger RNA, 1124 nt
Organism: Ilyonectria robusta
Lineage: Eukaryota; Fungi; Ascomycota; Sordariomycetes; Hypocreales; Nectriaceae
Exons: 1
Coding region: 293-1117 (274 amino acids)
Biological process (GO): mitochondria-nucleus signaling pathway; regulation of nitrogen utilization; negative regulation of transcription by RNA polymerase II
Cellular component (GO): cytoplasm
Source: RefSeq, a predicted model, not a curated record